AUGUCCGUAACAAUUCACACUAGUUUGGGCCCACUCAAACUCGAAUUGUUUUGCGCAGAAACGCCCAAAACGUGUAAGAACUUCCUUGCUCUGUGUGCUUCUGAUUAUUACAACGGGCUGACUUUUCAUAGGAACAUAAAGGGAUUCGCCAUUCAGGGCGGAGACCCUACGGGCAAGGGAAAGGGGGGGGAGAGCAUUUAUGGCGGACAAUUUGAGAAUGAAAUCGUACCAACACUUAAGCACGACAAAAGAGGAAUUGUCAGUAUGGCAAAUCUGGGCAAACCCAAUACCAAUGGAUCGCAGUUCUUCAUUACCUACUCACGUCAGUCCCAUCUAGACGGCCAAUAUACAGUUUUUGGAAGGGUUAUUGAUGGAUUUGAUACCCUGGACAAACUGGAGAAGGAGCCAGUUAAGGAAAAGAAUCGCCCUGUAAAAGAUAUCAUAAUUGAAAGUAUCACAAUUCAUGCCAAUCCAAUUGCAAUGGGCGAACUCGCCGCCUAA
This is a messenger RNA of Babesia microti strain RI, 501 nucleotides long. Its product is annotated as peptidyl-prolyl cis-trans isomerase-like 3. The transcript is spliced from 5 exons. The record is from RefSeq and is a predicted model, not a curated record. Gene Ontology annotation, molecular function: peptidyl-prolyl cis-trans isomerase activity. The coding region runs from base 1 to 501 and encodes 166 amino acids. Gene Ontology annotation, cellular component: catalytic step 2 spliceosome. Gene Ontology annotation, biological process: protein peptidyl-prolyl isomerization. NCBI's taxonomy places the organism in Eukaryota, Apicomplexa, Aconoidasida, Piroplasmida, Babesiidae.